Molecule: messenger RNA, 867 nt
Organism: Trichoplax adhaerens
Lineage: Eukaryota; Metazoa; Placozoa; Uniplacotomia; Trichoplacea; Trichoplacidae
Exons: 8
Coding region: 1-867 (288 amino acids)
Molecular function (GO): protein binding
Source: RefSeq, a predicted model, not a curated record
AUGGCCUUUGCUAGAAACAUAUCUAGGAAGGAAAAGGAAAACAGCGAAAAGUAUUUAAGUAAAAGCGCCUGGACACCCAUGGCGAACGGAUCGUCAAAUCUUAAAGUAUUUGAAGAAAGAAAAACUCUAAUUAGCCACUGGGCAAAUCCAAGAAGUUUAUGUCGAGUUGCUUCUACUUGCUGGAGAUGGAAAGAUAUAUCCGAAUUAGAUAUAAUCUGGAAGCAAAAGUGUUUAAGAUUUAGAUGGGAUCUGCCUGAGGAUAAUAAUAACAUAAAUCUUAUAAGAAAUCGAUGGAAAGAACAUUAUAUUAAUAAAGUGCAGCAAAUGAACUACGUUGCAGCAGCAAAGUCAUCUACACCACAGCCAGUAAAUACCUUACCUCAAUCAGAACAAUCGCCAGGAAUCAAAAAGAAAAAAUCUGUUAAAUUGAAUAAAAAUGUAAAAGCGAAUCAAAUGGAACCGUUGCAAAGAUCAAAUAAAAAAUUGAUGGAUGAUGAUAAUAAAGAUAACAAACUCCCGCCUUGGAAGGGACCCGAUCGAAAGCCUACCGAUGCUCAUCGUAAAAUUGCAAUAGGCCAGAAAGCUCAAAGGAAAUCUGUACCGUUAAUGUUGCGUUCUGUAACAGCACUUAAAUCAUCACUAAAAGAGGGUAAAAAUGAAAAUGAACUUGUAUCUAAGGUAAGCACUUCUAAAAGAAUCACUUAUCUGUUUUUGAAGCCAAAAGUUAAACCUACUAAAGAAAAGCUGGAUAAUUUCAAAUUAGCAAGAAAUCUCCCAAAUCAAUCAACUGUCAGUAGGGCAAGUACACCAGGUGAUUCCUUCUUUAGCAAGCAAGCAUGGGAAAUUGCUGAUUCAGAUUCGGAUUAA